CGCAAUCGAUUGCUAUCCCUUCCAGGAUAGAAAACAAAGAACAACCUGCCUGUUAGCUAGCGUAAAGAUUCAAACCAUAUAAAUAAUGGGCAAGAAGCAUAAAAAGCACAAGUCUGAAAAAUAUGAAGGUAAGACACAUUUAAAUAGACAAUGCGCUGGUAUUGGUUGAAUUUCUUGGACCAUUAAAAUGCUCGCGCUUCAUAGCGGUCUACGCGCGAGCUUUGGUCAGCCAGGCUAGCUAACGUUAGUUAGCGCAUAAUCACCCAUUUGAAUUCACUGCAUGUUAGCUUAGCCAUAUGCUAUGUACCGAGCUCAUUAACGUUAGCUAAUUGACAGAUGUUAAAAUAUAGCUAUCUAAUUAGAUUGCUGUCCGCUUUAUCUUUUAUCCUAUAUGCAUUGAACCAAAGAUUGAACUUUGAAAUGGCUAGCUAUCUACUCAUUUACAUAUUUUAGCCAGGUAGCGAGGUAACGUUAGCUAACUCGCCAUGUUGGUGGUCUGUUGUUGUUUGCAACAUAACUAGUUAUUAAGUUAGCUAGCUAGUUGGCUACCUUACAGUUGAGCUAGCCGGCCAGCGAACUGUCAGCAGCAACUUGAGUUGGUUACAUUCAAAAAUUUGGGAAUAUACAGUCGUGGUCAAAAGUUUUGAGAAUGACAAGUGUUGGUCGUCACAAAGUUUGCUCCUUCAGUGUUUUUAGAUAUGUCAGGUGUUACUAUGGUAUACUGAAGUAUAAUUACAAGCAUUCCAUAAGUGUCAAAGGCUUUUAUUGACAAUUACAUUAAGUUUAUGCAAAGAGUCAAUAUUUGCAGUGUUGACCCUUCUUUUUCAAGACCACUGCAAUCCGCCCUGGCUUGCUGUCAAUUAACUUCUGGGCCACAUCCUGACUGGUGACCGCUCAUUCUUGCAUAAUCAAUGCGUAUAGUUUGUCAGAAUUUGUGGGGUUUUGUUUGUCCACCUGCCUCUUGAGGAUUGACCACAAGUUCUCAAUUGGAUUAAGGUCUGGGGAGUGUCCUGGCCAUGGACCCAAAAUGUCGAUGUUUUGUUCCCCGAACCACUUAGUUAUCACUUUUGCCUUAUGGCAAGGUGCUCCAUCAUGCUGGAAAAGGCAUUGUUCGUCACCAAACUGUUCUUGGAUGGUUGGGAGAAGUUACUCUCGGUGGAUGUGUUGGUACCAUUCUUUAUUCAUGGCUGUGUUCUUAGGCAAAAUUGUAAGUGAGCCCACUCCCUUGGCUGAGAAGCAACCCCACACAUGAAUGGUCUCAGGAUGCUUUACUGUUGGCAUGACACAGGACUGAUGGUAGCGCUCACCUUGUCUUCUCCGGACAAGCUUUUUUCCGGAUGCCCCAAACAAUCGGAAAGGGGAUUCAUCAGAGAAAAUGACUUUACCCCAGUCCUCAGCAGUCCAAUCCCUGUACCUUUUGCAGAAUAUCAGUCUGUCCCUGAUGUUUUUCCUGGAGAGAAGUGGCUUCCUUGCUGCCCUUCUUGACACCAGGCCAUCCUCCAAAAGUCUUCGCCUCCCUGUGCGUGCAGAUGCACUCACACCUGCCUGCUGCCAUUCCUGAGCAAGCUCUGCACUGGUGGUGCCCCGAUCCCGCAGCUGAAUCGACUUUAGGAGACGGUCCUGGCACCUGGCUGGACUUUCUUGGGCGCCCUGACACCUUCUUCACAACAAUCUAACCUCUCGCCUUGAAGUUCUUGAUGAUCCGAUAAAUGGUUGAUUUAGGUGCAAUCUUAUUAGCAGCAAUAUCCUUGCCUGUGAAGCCCUUUUUGUGCAAAGCAAUGAUGACGCCACGUGUUUCCUUGCAGGUAACCAUGGUUAACAGAGGAAGAACAAUGAUUUCAAGCACCACCCUCGUUUUAAAGCUUCCAAUCUCGUUAUUCUAACUCAAUCAGCAUGACAGAGUGAUCUCCAGCCUUGUCCUCGUCAACACUCUCACCUGUGUUAACGAGAGAAUCACUGGCAUGAUGCUUGCAACGCCAGGGUUGUGGGUUCGUUUCCCACGGGGGGCCAGUAUGAAAAUGUAUGCACUCACUAACAGUAAGUCGCUCUGGAUAACAGCGUCUGCUGUUAAUCUUCCUCGUGAAUAGGAAAUAUAGCAAAAUGCAUAGGAAAUGUAGUCAUUGACAAGGUUAGAAAUUAUGAUUUUUAAUAGAAAUAAUAAUUGUCCUUCAAACUUUGCUUUCGUCAAAGAAUCCUCCAUUUGCAGCAAUUGCAGCCUUGCAGACCUUUGGCAUUCUAGUUGUCAAUUUGUUGAGGUAAUCUGAAGAGAUUUCACCCCAUGCUUCCUGAAGCACCUCCCACAAAUUGGAUUGGCUUGAUGGGCAAUUCUUACGUACCAUUCGGUCAAGCUGCUCCCACAACAGCUCAAUAAGGUUGAGAUCCGGUGACUGCUGGCCACUCCAUUAUAGACAGAAUACCAGCUGACUGCUUCUUCCCUAAAUAGUUAUUGCAUAGUUUGGAGCUUUGCUUUGGGUCAUUGUCCUGUUGUAGGAGGAAAUUGGCUCCAAUCAAGCGCCGUCCACAGGGUAUGGCAUGGCUUUGCAAAAUGGAGUGAUAGCCUUCCUUCUUCAAGAUCCCUUUUACCAGUGUCUGUGUUCUUUUGGCCAGUCUGAGAUAUGGCUUUUUCUUUGCAACUCUGCCUAGAAGGUCAGCAUCCCAUUUGCGGGUACUAUUUGAAGCUGCCAGUUGAGGACCUGUGAGGCGUCUGUUUCUCAAACUAGACACUCUAAUGUAUUUGUCCUCUUGCUCAGUUGUGUACCGGGGCCUCCCACUCCUCUUUCUAUUCUGGUUAGAGCCAGUUUGUGCUGUUCUGUGAAGGGAGUAGUACACAGCGUUGUACGAGAUCUUCAGUUUCUUGGCAAUUUCUCGCAUGGAAUAGCAUUCAUUUCUCAGAACAAGAAUAGACUGAUGAGUUUCAGAAGAAAGUUAUUUGUUUCUGGCCAUUUUGAUCCUGUAAUCGAACCCACAAUUGCUGAUACUCAACUAGUCUCAAGAAGGCCAGUUGUAUUGCUUCUUUAAUCAGCACAACAGUUUUCAGCUGUGCUAACAUAAUUGCAAAAGGGUUUUCUAAUGAUCAAUUAGCCUUUUAAAAUUAUAAACUUGGAUUAGCAAACACAACGUGCCAUUGGAACACAGGACUGAUGGUUGCUGAUAAUGGGCCUCUGUACGCCUAUGUAGAUAUUCCAUUACAAAUCAGCCGUUUCCAGCUACAAUAGCCAUUUACAACAUUAACAAUGUCUACACUGUAUUUCUGAUCAAUUUGAUGUGAUUUUAAUGGACAAAAAUAUUGAUUUUCUUUCGAAAACAAGGACAUUUUCUAAAUGACCCCAAACUUUUGAACGGUAGUGUACGUACAGCUAACCCAAUGUGUCCCAUCUACAGAGUACGGGGAGAGACCACUGAAAUUGGUUCUGAAGGUUGCUGGAAAUGAGGUGACGACUGGGAGCUCGAGCUUUGAAAACACUUAUGACGAACAUCCAGAUGUAGAGAAACACAAGAAAAAGAAGAAGAAAAAGGAUAAGGAAAGGAAUGAUACCAUGUCACCAGUUGAUGACAAGAAAAAGAAAAAGGUGAGUUUGGGAAUCCAUAUUUUGAUUACAGCCCCUGUUUACCUUUGUACUGUUUUUGAGGGAAAUCUCUAGGGGAGAGUAGCUACCAUUUCAUUCCAUGGCAUGGGUGGUGCUAGCUGACUAAACUCCACUCAUGUGUAAGUGUCUGAUGAACUCCACCAACUGAGUGGAGCAGAUACCAGCCUUUGGGGAAUUCAGCUCUGACUACAUUGAAUCGCCCAAGAGCAAUACUUCAAAAACUUUGAGGUGUCUUUUGAUUUUCGGAAUUCAAAAAGGGGUUUAUUUGGCCCAUAGACUGUGAUGGGUAGGUGAUCUACUAUCACAAAUGAAAAUUUAAGUGUCAACGAACAUGUUUAUAUGGUGCAUUUAGAUGACAAAGAAGAAGAAGGGACAGGACGCUGAUACAGACUGGGAUGAUAGGGAGGCGAGCAGGACCCCUGUCCGUUCAGAUCUGGCAUCCUCCUUGAAUAAAGUGGAAGGUAAGUUACUUCCUCAGUUUCUACAAUGGCUGCCACUUUUCCGUAAUCCUUUCUUGGCCUUUAAUUUCUAUUAAUAUAUGGAAACAUUUUAACCAUUAUUUAUCUGUUUUUCUUACUCUCGUCUUCUCUUUACCCACCUCUCUCUUGCGUGCUUUCUCACUCUCAUUCUCAGAGAAAGAACUGACCCCACUGCAGGAAGCCUUGAGUCAGCUCAUCAGACAGCUCCAAAGGUGAAGCUUGUUACUAAGAAAUUGACAUUUAAUUGAUUAUCAGUCUGUUUCCUCUGGUCUAAAAAAAAUAUCCCAAUGAAAUAUCCCAAUGCCCCAGGGUAGUGGUUGGGGACAUUGCCCUGUGUAGGGUGCCGUCUUUCGGAUUGGAUGUUAAACGGGUGUCCUGACUCUCUGUGGUCACUAAAGAUCCCACGACACGUAUCGUAAGAGUAGGGGUGUUAACCCCGGUGUCCUGGCUAAAUUCCCAAUCUGGCCCUCAUACCAUCAUGGCCAUCUAAUCAUCCCUAGCUUCCAAUUGGCUCAUUCAUCCCCCUCCUCUCCCCUGUAACUAUUCCCCAGGUCAUUGCUGUAAAUGAGAAUGUGUUCAGUCAACUUAUCUGGUAAAAUAAAAUUGCAUUGAGGCCUAACAAAGCAACAACUGACUUUCUCUUGUAGGAAAGAUCCAAGUGCGUUUUUCUCGUUCCCUGUGACUGACCUCAUCGCUCCUGGCUACUCCACGAUCAUCAAGCGGCCCAUGGACUUCGGCGCGAUGAAGGAGAAAGUCAAGAAUGAGUAUUACCAGUCAUUGGAGGAGCUCAAGGUACACCUGUCAACUGCACUACCUUCUUGCCGAAUAACUCUUCCAGAAUAGCUUUCUUUAGUCAUCUGUCAUUCUAAAGCAGUGGAUUGAUUGACAAUCAAGCUUGAAGUGUUGAUUUAAAUAGAAAACCAAUGUUUAACAUAUGCAGAGUCCAGUGACUGACUGCCAUGUGUCUCCAUUGAUACAGGUGGACUUCAGGAUCAUGUGUGAGAAUGCCAUGAUCUACAACAAGCCAGAGACCAUUUACCACAAAGCUGCCAGGAAGCUGCUCCAUUCUGGCAUGAAGAUCCUCCGCCCGGUAAGGAGAGUGCGUCUACAGAAGGAAAUUUAACACAUACAUCUCACACAUACAUAUGGGAUCUUCCCUUGAAUGCGUUUUAGUCCUCGAUAAGGCUUCAUCUGUGUCUAGGAAACCGGCACUAAACUUGUGCCUGGAUGAAAUAAUCGCUUGUGGCCACAUGAACAGCAGAGGGCGCCAUACGACUUCUCAUACCCCUGAAUGUUUAGAAAUGCAUCUUCACCACAAUGCUUUUAUAUUUGUUUAAAUUAUUGGGGCCCAAGAAGAGUCUGUAAUAACAAGACCACUAGAUUGGAAUAACAAGGGAUUGUGGCGUAAAUUGUGUCAACUCUCUCUCUGUCCCACAGGAGAGGCUUGAGAGCCUGAGGCAGAGUAUUGAGUUCAUGGCUGACCUGGAGAACCCAGCCAACCAGUCAGGGAAGACGGGAGAGGUGGGCAACUCAAGCAUGGACCAGUGUAAAGACGGCCCCAGCCCCAUAGAUCCUAGUGAGACCGCCCAGUCUGCACCAAACACUCCCAGGUACAGUGAUAACUUUACCCUGCACAUGAACAGACAAUAUGCUUUUAGUUAUUAAUUGCUUGGAGAGUCAUCAUAUAUGGAUAUCGAUCUCAGACACAAUUUACAUAAACCAUAAACUACAGUGCCUUGCAAAAGUAUUCACCCCUCUUGGCGUUUUUUCCUAUUUUGUUGCAUUACAACCUGUAAUUUAAAUGGAUUUUUAUUUGGAUUUCAUGUAAUGGACAUACACAAAAUAGUCCAAAUUGGUGAAGUGAAAUGAAAAAAAAUUACUUGUUUCAAAAGAUUAUACAAAAUGAAUAACGGAAAAGUGGUGCGUGCAUAUGUAUUCACCCCCUUUGCUAUGAAGCCCCUACAUAAGAUCUGGUGCAAUCAAUUACCUUCAGAAGUCACAUUUAGUUAGAUUGCACACAGGUGGACUAUAUUUAAGUGUCACAUGAUCUCAGUAUAUAUACACCUGUUCUGAAAGGCCCCAGAGUCUGCAACACCACUAAGCAAGGGGCACCACCAAGAAAGCGGCACCAUGAAGACCAAGGAGCUCUCCAAACAGGUCAGGGACAAAGUGUUGGAGAAGUACAGAUCAGGCUUGGGUUAUUAAAAAAAUAUCAGAAACCUUGAACAUCCCACGGAGCACCAUUAAAUCAAAUAUUUAAAAAUUGAAAGAAUAUGGCACCACAACAAACCUGCCAAGAGGGGGCCGCCCACCAAAACUCACGGACCAGGCAAGGAGGGCAUUUAUCAGAGAGGCAACAAAGAGACCAAAGAUAACCCUGAAGGAGCUGCAAAGCUCCACAGCGGAGAUUGGAUUAUCUGUCCAUAGGACCACUUUAAGCCGUACACACAUUGAGCUUUUUGGCCAUCAAGGAAAAUGUCUGGCGCAAACCCAACACCUCUCAUCACCCCGGGAAUACCAUCCCCACUGUGAAGCAUGGUGGUGGCAGUAUCAUGCUGUGGGGAUGUUUUUCAUCGUCAGGGACUGGGAAACUGGUCAGCAUUGAAGGAAUGAUGGAUGGCGCUAAAUACAGGGAAAUUCUUGAGGGAAACCUGUUUCAGUCUUCCAGAGAUUUUAGACUGGGACGGUGGUUCACCUUCCAGCAGGACAAUGACCCUAAGCAUACUGCUAAAGCAACACUCAAGUGGUUUAAGGGGAAACAUUUAAAUGUCUUGGAAUGGCCUAGUCAAUGCCCAGACCUAAAUCCAAUUGAGAAUCUGUGGUAUGACUUAAAGAUUGCUGUACACCAGCGGAACCCAUCCAACUUGAAGGAGCUGAAGCAGUUUUGCCUUGAAGAAUGGGCAAAAAUCCCAGUGGCUAGAUGUGCCAAGCUUAUAGAGACAUACCCCAAGAGACUUGCAGCUGUAAUUAUUGCAAAAGGUGGCUCUACAAAGUAUUGACUUUGGGUGGGGGGUGGUGAAUAGUUAUGCACGCUCAAGUUCUGUUUUUUUGUCUUAUUUCUUGUUUGUUUCACAAUAACAAAUAUUUAGCAUUUUCAAAGUAGUAGACAUGUCGUGUAAAUCAACUCCCCAAAAAAUCAAUUUUAAUUCCAGGUUGUAAGGCAACAAAAUAGGAAAAAUGCCAAGAGGGGUGAAUACUUUCACAAGCCACUGUAAUAUAUAGAUUUCAGAUAGGGGGUAAGGUGCUCGUUCAUAGAUUAGACUGUGAGAAGCUGUUCUCGCCCAUUUACCCAACACAGAUCCCAACCAGGAAGCAAGGAAGUAGUAUUGCCCACUAAUGUUAAUAAGCCUUGGGUAGUGUCCAAGUGCUGUGGGCUUGUUCUCCUCCCAAGUGUUUGGUGGAUCAGUUCUUUCCACAGACUCUGGCUAGAGGCUGAGAGAGAAUUAAAGGAAUGACUGAGCGUGUCACGUCUUGUGUUCAGUCAGCACUAUGCAGCACGUUUCACACCAAUCAGUCUCUGAAACCUAGGAGUUGUUGUCCUAGUAAACCCCACUGAGGUGUAAUGGGUAGAAAAUGCUUUAGCAAAUAACAGACUACAGCAUGAGGACUUAUAAGAUUUGAUGUGAAGUUUGUUUGAAAGUAUAUUGGCAGCAUAUUCAUUGGGAACAUGUAGCUAUAGUAUUAAAUUGAUUCUCUCUAUUAGAUUUAGAUGUUAUGAUAGUGUUUCAAAACGUAUUGUAAUCACCAAUGAAUGCCAGCAAAAUAAAUUCCUAUUUGCUGGUGAUCCUUUUGGUAUUGGAACAAUGAAGCCCUAUGAAUCACUUUCCAAAGUCUCUUACUCGUCUAUACUUUGUCUGUGUUCUCCAAUACUUCCAGGAAAGACAAUGAUUCCAAAGACGAAGUGUCCAAGGUUGUCAGUCAGGCAGAGCAGGAGCUUGAAGAGAUCCGCAAGCUCAUCGAAGAUUCAGGAGGCAAACUGUCCAACAGAGGGCUGGAGAGUGAGGUGAGAGAGCUACGGGCUAUGGAAUUGGCUUAAUCAAUCUGUUUAGGCCAACCAAGCUCUCUUAACCCAUCUAUAAUAUAGGAAAUGUAUUGUCUAAUUUAGUGAACAUAUUCAUUAUGUCCACUAAUGUAAUAAUAUGACUAUUGUUUUAUUUCGUUAUGUAGCUGGACUUUGAGAGGAGGAAGUCUGAUGGCUCCACCACACUGGCAAUCCUGAACCCAGUUGACCUUGUUGCUGGAGGUAGGUCCAGUCAUAGUCACGGCCACAGUUAGCUAGUUGUGCUAUCUCCAUUUCUAUUUGUGCAACAUGGGAAAACGGGAAUCCAUGAUUGAUUCCAACUAUGUAAUUAACUCUGUCCUUCUGAUGAAGGCUGUUGGUGGGCCAAAAUGCCAUGUUUUUAACCUAACAAGUAUAAUAAAAUCAUCAGCUUUUAAUUGUAAAUGAGCCUCUAUUUCUCAAUCAACUCUUUAUCUCUACAGAUGUGGGCUACUGCCCUGUGAAGCUGGGCAUGAUGUCCAACCGGCUGCAGAGUGGCAUCAACACCCUGCAGGGCUUCAAGGAGGACAAGAGGAACAUGGUCACACCAGGUAAGCUGAAAGGGGCCUUAGUGACAGAGUUUAAUAAUAAAAAAGCAUCUCCCCCAAGAGUGGCUGAAUAUCCUCUUCUCACCUGAGGGACUGAACCCAGAGCUUGUAUAGAAGCACAUGUAUAAAUCCAAUGUUAAACCAACAUAAAUACCAGUCUUAAUCUAUCCAUUUAUAAAUCCAAUCAUGGGCAACAUUGGUUUUUCCCUAAGAUUUGAUAAGGUCAUGUAGCCAUGUCAGAUUGUGAUUCUAUAAAAAUCAGUUUUUCAUAGUCAUAUAAAAUGUAUCUCCAUCUGUGUUUACGAGCUGUAAUGUAACCCAAUCUCCGCUCUCGCAGUAUCGUACAUGAACUACGGUCCGUACACCUCCUACGCACCCGCCUACGACUCGAGCUUCGCCAACAUCGGGAAAGAGGACUCUGACCUGAUCUACUCCUUCUAUGGAGAGGAGGCCAGCCUCCAGGGAUCUGAGAGGUAUGCAUGUGUGGCUCCUCAUCCUCCCCCAACAUUACGCUGUAAUAUUAUGGGAGGACCUGACAUUUACAAUAACGAGGGCCUACUUUACUGUAAAUUAUUGCAAAACAAAGCUUUGAGUAUUCCAACAUGCGCAUAACAGUCCAGAUGUGCCUGUAUUUCAUUGGGUUUGUAUAUUAGAGUAGGCGUUUUAUGGUUCUGUUGGCGUGGAUGAGAUUCACUGUGGUGGAGGCUAAGAACACAUGGUAAACCUGAUACGACCCUACUGCUGCUUCUGAGAGGAGAGCAAAUGUGACUAGGAUACACAAACACACACUGAUGUAAUGUGUUUGUCAUUGUGUCUGCAGCCUCUCGGAGUUCCUGUCCAAAUCGGAGGAGCACAUGUACAAACUGGCAGACAACCUCCUGGAUGCGUUGACUAACGGGGAGCACUCCAAAACCCUGAGAGAGGUAGAACCACUAUGCAUUUAUCUGUAUGGGAAUUAUAUGGCUACAGUUAUUUUGGGGAAAAGAUUGGACACUAACUUAAUGUGUUCUUGCCCGUCAGACCCGUCCAGAUGAGCAAGGGCCAACAGAAACCUCUGAGACUAGAGACCAGGACAUGGAGGUAAGUCUCAGCUACACUAGGACACUAAACCUGGACAACCUCAGCAGAUAAAGGAGAGACACCACACCCUAGGUCUCAACGACACCCACCUGAGGUGAACCCCAGCUAACCCCCACACCCCACCAACAGUGUUGGAUAAUAUUAACAGCUUCUACACAUGCCGUAGCUGUUGUGUUCCAGCUGUGUCAACAACAUGGCAGGCUCGUUAGCUAGCUGCUAGAUCCAACACACGGAAAGAACAUUUCCCCUUCAAAACACUGCCUCUCUCCACCAGCCCCUGAGACCAGGGCUGUUCACGCACUCUCUGUGUCAGGGAUGUGGAAAUGUCUGUGUUUUCUUUCUGCGCUCCCUUCAUUGGGCGGCUGAAUGGCUCCUCAGUCACAGCAGUGUAGAGGGAGUAAAGAAAAGCAUCAGACCUGUUCAGCACACAGCAGCUCUCUGUACCCGGCUGUUUGCUGUGCUUGGCCAACGUCCAGUUUAUCCCUGCUUGGGUGUUGCUGCUGCUCUUUGUUUCAUUAGAUUUUAUUGGAAAGGGACUGGCAGAGGUAUUGACUCGAGCUACUAGAAAAUAUCUGGCCUAGCUGCUGCCUCCUUUCAGGAAUGCAAUUUCAAAGAUUCACUGACUGCAGCGCUGGGUGACUUGGAAUCCAAACAAAAAUGCUUUUACUAAUCUAACUUUUCUUUAACCCUUCUGUUUUUCCCUCAGGUGGUUGAACCAGAGGCCAGCAAGCAGGCUGAAAGCAGGCUAGCCUCCGUGAUCGGCCUGGGCUUGGACCUCCAGACUCCACCGGACCUCCUCUCUGAGGGUAAAGAUCACCUCUAACUGACCAAAGGGCAAACCCCAACAGCAUGCCAGUUCAUUCUCUAAAGCUACUGAGAGCCAAAGAGUUACAUUUUAAAUCCCCUAGGCUUGAACCCUUCCUGAAGGUAAUUGAGGUGUUUCUGACAGAUCCAGUGGUUGGUUACUACUACAGCCUUGCAGGUAGCCUCCCUGGGCUGUUGUAGGCCAUAUGCAGCCCCAGUUGAAUAUAGUCUAUGAAGAUAAGAGAGAAAAUAGAACCCAUUGUAGAUGACCCUGCACAGGUCAAUGUAAGCUUCCUUAGGAUAUUUAAGUAAUCAAGUGUGUAUAUGUCUUUAUGUGCAUCAGAGGCCCAAAUCUUCCAGCAGAAGUUGGAUGAGACUACAAAGCUCCUCCAUGAGCUGCAGGAAGCGCAGAGGGAACGCCUGAGUGUCAAGCAGCCCCCCAACAUCAUCUGCCUGCUAGCCCCAACAACCAAGGAGCUGCAGCUGGGUAACACUUCCUUUUCUUUUUAAAGGAGAACGGAAUUCCACUCUGUAUUUUAUUGGGGGGGGGUUCUCUGAUUGAGGGGUUGGGUUAAAUGCAGAAGACACAUUUUGGUUGAAGUCAUUGUUGUGCAACUGACCAGAUAUCCUCUUUCCCCCACAGCAACAGUCUUUAUUUGGAUUCAAGCUUUGGUUUGAACUCUAAAAAUAGUGCAACCAGAAACAGUUCUGACUAAACAUGAAUUUCUGUCAAAGCUAUUCCCUUUUCAAUUUUAAUUCCAGUGGAAGAAAUGCCUGGGCCCUCGAUUUCUCAGCUACACUACUACCAGUGAUCUUUAUUUGGACUCCACCUUUGGCUUGAAGUUGGGCUCUAAUAUAAUUUCUAAUUUGUCUCCCUGUAGCUGAGAAGGUGACUGGUAACCUAGCCCAACUGACCAGUCAGGUGGCUCCAGGAGAUGUGAGCAGUGUGUAUGGGAUCAGGAGGGCCAUGGGCAUCGCUAUACCCCUAGAGGCAGAUGAACCACUCAUAGACCUCACCACAGGUAGUCUUAAACCACCCAGAAUAUGUUUCCCUGGUUAACAUUUAGUUUAUGGGUAAUAAACAUUCUAACCAUAUACUGGUUUAUUUUGUGAAUGUGUUCAGUGAAGUGGUAGGCCUACCUGCAAAACUGACUUAUCUUUUAAUUGCCCCUGAGGGGGUAAAGUUUUAUUUAAUUGUGUUAGAAUGUAAUUAACUUUUUUACAUGUUGUGGAAUGUCAAAGCUAUUCCCUUAUGUCUGUCAUCUUGAUUCCAGUGGCUGUUGAGCCUAUGGAUACCUUGCCUGAAGUUCAGCAGAUUCCAGUCGUCGCAGUAUAACAGAAUUCACAGCAACCAUCCUCCUAAUAACAUCCCAUCUGUUGUAGUGUCCAAAAAGCUUUUUGUUUGCAUUUCAUUUAAUAAACCUUUUUUAUAUAUACAAAAAAAAAAUCUACCUUAUCCAAUCUGUUAUUCCGUGUCUUCGUAAAUCAAGUUGGGAUUCAGCUUUUAAAACACCGACUUGCAAAACAAUUUAUUACAUCGCAACUGUACAAAAUGCAAACUCACACAUUCCUCAGACAGCAUAACAUGAAAGCAACACGACAGACACAUUCGUUUGGCAGUCAGACGUUGAGGAAGGCCACAGAACAAGUCAGUUUUGAGGCACAGAGAAAAAUGUAUCUUAAAAGGUCUAAUGCUGACGUUAUCAAAUCAUUUCUGGGUAACAA
Coregonus sp. 'balchen' is the source of this 12262-nucleotide messenger RNA. The record is from the annotation of a GenBank genome assembly. Lineage: Eukaryota; Metazoa; Chordata; Actinopteri; Salmoniformes; Salmonidae.